Messenger RNA from Labeo rohita (rohu), 4937 nucleotides. It is a transcript of the gene ccnd2a, whose product is annotated as cyclin D2, a. The coding region runs from base 340 to 1236 and encodes 298 amino acids. Gene Ontology annotation, biological process: positive regulation of G1/S transition of mitotic cell cycle; mitotic cell cycle phase transition; regulation of cyclin-dependent protein serine/threonine kinase activity. Gene Ontology annotation, molecular function: cyclin-dependent protein serine/threonine kinase regulator activity. Gene Ontology annotation, cellular component: nucleus; cyclin-dependent protein kinase holoenzyme complex; cytoplasm. NCBI's taxonomy places the organism in Eukaryota, Metazoa, Chordata, Actinopteri, Cypriniformes, Cyprinidae. The record is from RefSeq and is a predicted model, not a curated record. The transcript has 5 exons.
UCUUGUCCAUCUUGUGGGGGCUAUUGAUAACCAGAGCAAGAGGGCUGGAAAAGAAGAGGAAGACCAAGCAUGUUGCGUCUGGCCAAUAAUAAGAUCUGCUUUGUGAAGCUUGCGUCACACAGCCUUACAUCUGCAGACCUCAAAUGUUGCAGCUAGAGGAGCAGAGCAGAGAAAGAGACUAGUGGGGAAAAGUUUGCAAAAGGAUCAGGACUAACCUGGACAGCCCUGUAGACUGAUUUUAUGUGCCUGAGAAGUCCUUUCCGCUCUUUUUGACAUUUCGCAAGCAUUGUAUUUGACUGUUUGUAGGCAUAUUUGAGAUCGAAAAGGACUGUAACAAUCAUGGAACUGCUUUGUCUCGAGAUGGACACCAUUGUAAGAGCCCGUCCUGACCCGAAUCUUCUAUAUGAUGACAGGGUACUACAGAGCUUGUUGACCAUCGAAGAGAGGUUUCUUCCCCAGUGUUCAUAUUUUAAAUGCGUUCAGAAAGAUAUUCAGCCCUUUAUGCGGAGGAUGGUGGCAACUUGGAUGUUGGAGGUCUGCGAGGAACAGAAAUGCGAGGAAGAAGUUUUUCCACUGGCUAUGAACUACUUGGACCGAUUUUUAGCGGUGGUACCAACAAGAAAAUGUAACUUGCAGUUGCUCGGCGCAGUGUGCAUGUUUCUUGCGUCUAAAUUGAAAGAGACGCGUCCAUUAACUGCAGAGAAGCUGUGCAUCUAUACUGAUAACUCAAUCAGACCGCAGGAACUGCUGGAAUGGGAGCUGGUUGUCCUGGGCAAAUUGAAGUGGAAUCUGGCUGCUGUCACUCCCAAUGACUUUAUUGAGCACAUUAUGAGGAAACUUCCGCUGCCUGAGGAUAAGCUGGACCUGAUCCGUAAACAUGUGCAGACUUUCAUCGCCCUUUGUGCAACAGAUUUUAACUUCGUCAUGUACCCUCCAUCCAUGAUCGCAACGGGCAGUGUGGCAGCGGCUAUCUGUGGCCUGCAGCUGAACAGCACUAACCGCUCACUGUGGGGAGACAACCUAACAGAGUUACUCGCCAAGAUCACAAACACAGAAGUUGAUGUGUUAAAGGCAUGCCAGGAGCAGAUUGAGAGAGUGCUGAUGAAUAACCUGAGGGAGGGCCGCCGGCAACAGCAGAAACAGCAGCAGCAGGAACAGGGUGGCCCGCGCAGCAAAGCGCUCGAUGACCAAGACCAGUCCAGCACCCCGACCGAUGUACGAGACAUCAACUUGUGAGCUUGCUGCAGGAACGCUGUGAUCCGUCUUCAAGAGGAAAAAAAGAAAAAAAAACAACAAAAAACAAAAACGACAAAAAAACAAACAACCCCAACAAAAAGUGCUUGCUAGUCUUUGUAGAGUUUUAUCUUCAUUUUCCAGUAAAAAAUUGCUCCCGUAAAUGGAAAAAAAAAAAAAGAAAAAAAAAAAAAAGCUAUUUUAGAUACAAAAAAAAAGAUAUUUUUAAAAUGAUUUGAUACUGAUGCAAAAAGCUCUACGGUGCCUCAGACUCUUAGAAGGGAAGCGUGUAGUAUUUUGCAAACUCUUUUGAUUGUGUAAACAUAAUAAUAUGAUAUUUAAUGCAAAAGUGAUAGUGUAAAGGGCUUUUCUAAAUAGAGAGUCUACUGUAUCAGACUGGCUUGAAAGGGUACAAAAAGUGGGGCUAUGUUUUUUUUCCUGUUUUGUUGUGAUUUUUUUUUUUUUGGUUCAUGUUGGAAUGCCUGAACUUGAACACACAAUGAGGUGCCAUGAGUAUGAAUGGACGCGCCCAUUCAUUUGGAUGUGUACUAAGUGCAUUAGGACCAGAAAGAGGGAUUAAAAAAGGAGUGGUGAGACACAAGUCUUAUGUUAAGAACUCAAGGCUCUUUUGCUAGGGCAACAGGGGCUAUGUAUCAGACUAUUAAUAUUAUUAUGAUUAUUAUUAUUAUUCCUGUUAAACAAGCAAGUUAUUGUCUCUCGAUGCUAAAGUUACAGACACUUCAAAUAAGCUUUUGUCAAGCUGCUUGUGUGCAUGCAUUUACGUGUGGUGUAUGUUGGCUCUUGUGCAAGCGUGUACAAGUUACUCUAUAUCAAGCACUCUUGUGUGAGUCAUGUGGGCUUUGUUUAAUCAUCUAUCUGCAAGUGUUUGGUCAUAGAGACUGGUUCAUUGGUGGGCACAUGGUCAAAGGACUGGACAGGGGAUAGUACAUGAUUUCACAAUGCGUUGAGGGCCUCCUGUAUCAGUGCCUUAUAUGUUAGAUGCUUUUUUUUUACUGGCCUGGAAACUGCUUGAGGGCUGAGCCCAACCCAGUGCACAGAACAAGAGGAGGCAAGAACAGGGAGCGGACAGAGACGACGACGUUCCCUCGUAUCUUCUAAAGGCAAGAAGAGUUGUUUUUAAAAUAUGUGGGUAUGGUUGUGGCAUCCUCCCACUAAAUAUUACAGUUGUAUUGUAUACAGACAGUUUAUUAUGUAUUUUGUCGUGAGCGUGUUGAAGGAGCCUAAGGCUGGUAUAUACGGUUGAAAAUGAGUCGUGCGAGCAAAUGUGUGCUAAUUCUGUUAGCAGUAAAGGAAUGUGUAGGCAAGAAUGAUCGAGGACGAUGACGAUGAAGCUUGGUUGGUUUGAGGUUUGAAGCAUGCUGCUGAGAUGAGGAUGCUGAUGUGGAGUUACAUGUGAUUUGUUAAUAUGCUGAUAUGGAGAUACAGAGAAGCAGGAAAGGAGGCCAAAGGAGAAACAACAGCUAUGGUUUCCAUACAUCACCUGAUAUUUAAAAUCUUUAAUCUAUUUGUCUGUUUAUUUGUUUGUCCUUUAGUUUUUAUGUCUCGUGUUUGAAUUACAGACCAGUAUCUAAACCAGUUUGAGUGAUACCGCUAGCGCACGACUGGGGAAGGUUACUCCAUCGGUUUCAGUUCAGAAAGCAUAUUCGCCAUGGAUAACAAAUGGUUAAGGUUAAUGUUUUUUUUUUCUUCUUUCUCUUUUUUCUUUUUUGGGCUGGUUUCCCAUGUUUGAAUCAUGGCGUGUUCAGUUCAUUAUAGCGUUAAAGCAUUGGAAACCAAUGUCUGACGACAACGGCAACGAAAAUAAAAAUAAUAAAAAAGACCAAAAAAUCAGACAACAAAAUAACAGAACGAAAUGGAAGAAAAAAUGUUUGUUGAUUUGCACGCUCCAAGGGCAGUUUUCGAUUUUAAAAAAAAGACUUGUGCAACUGCAACACUGCAGAAAAAACAAUGUUAUAUAGUGCCUUGAGUCUGAUGUAGACUUUCACCCUGUUUUGCCAAGAUUAAGCGCAAGAUCCACUACCCAGCCAUCCAAAAUAUGCUGCUUCCAAAGGUUGAACUGGCAUGGGGUUAGAAAACAUCCACAAGUCAUUACACAGUGGCUAAAAACAGGGUGCAUCAGUAGCACAAAACGGCUUUCGUAUGCUGAAUUCUCAUAGCUUACCUUGAAAAGGGGCAGUCGAGCUUAGGUUUGUGUCCGUCUGUGUAUGCGUGUGUGUGUGUGUGUUUGUGUGCAUGUCCUUCUGUGGGUAAAGGAGAUGUUUACGUGUACUUGCGUUUCCUUUCUCCAGAAACGGUUCUUAGCGAUGCUUGAGUUUCACAUGUCACAUUUCCUCCAUCCUCGCACCAAAACCCCCUGCCAAUCUUAUUGUAUUAAGUUAGUCUGUCUUAUUAUUUUCCCGGGUCUCUGCUCUGAAAAUGAAUUACAGUACUGUUCACAGAUUGUAUGGGUGGCUAAGUGGUUUGAGUUUGAAUAUGGACCGAAGUUACGUUCCUUAAGGGGUAUGAUACUGUAUUCCAAAGUGAUGAGAGAUGGAAAGAGUGUGAAGACAUCAAUCAAGUGUCAAUAUUGUUAAUGAGUUAUUGUUUUUUUCCGCUGCUAAAAAGCUAUGAUUUUUUUUUGUUUGUUUCAUCGUAUACACAAAAAUAACAUUACAUAGUUGUGAUGUCACAUCAGUGUGCUGCUAUUUUAUAAACAAAAUUGUAUUAUAAUUAUUUUACUGCUUACAGAAUACUUUGAGAAUACAGAAGUAGAGGGUAAAAGAAGAACAUGAAAUGAGUAUUCGACUGGAAAUGCUCUUUGUACAGUGUGCUCUUAUUAAGGCAUGUUUCUUUACCUUUUAAUCUUUUUUCCUCCUCUUCUUUCUCUGUCACAUUCUGUAAGUGUGGUAUCUCUAUACCUCAGGUUUACUGGACAUAAAAAGACUUUCCCAUUACCUCACACAGCUCACAACAGUUUUUUCGGGAACCUGGAAAGGACCGCACAAAUGAGAGGUUAUGAUAUUUCUGCUGUGUCUGAUGUAGUAAAUUCAGUGGAAGUGAAUUUCCAAAGUAAAUGAAUAGCAAGCUUACAGGGCUCCCACCUGGACUUCAGAAACAGUGGACAGAGGAGGUGAUGAACGCUCGACAAUGUCUUAUGUACACGGCCCAUAUCAGUGGAUGUAAACCUGUAAAUAUCAAACAAGCAACAACAUUGAGAAAAGCCCUCCUCUCUCCACUUCAACCAUAUCAUGUACCUCAGUUAUGUCUGUUGCACAACCUCUGUUCAAUAAAUCUGCUUUAAAGAGUGUGGUGCUAUGUUGGUCCUAUGUUAUUGUUCCCUUUUAUUGGCUGAAAAUAACAAUGGGAAUCUAUCCGGCAUGUUAGAACCUGGUAAAGAAUGUGUUGAUAAUCAGACACAGGCCAGAUGGAAAAUGACACAUUUCAAAAAUAAAGCAGACGUUGAACUUUGCUGUUCAACAAGGUUUCUUUCCAGAAUUAUCCGCUAAGUAAUUACAACUAAGUCAGAAAUUGUCACAGCUGAUUUUGAGGAGAUGAACUAUGAGGUAAAGUCAUUAGGGCUUGGCAACUCUGUGGAUAUUCUUUGGAUUUCUGUUGAACUCAAAUCAUUUGUCAUUGAGAGCAUGAAUGAAGUUAAAAGAGAGGACAUGCUGUAUGCUAAGGUCAAUAAACUUACCUUGAAAGAA